UUACAGAGGAUGCGUAGGCCUCGCCGCCACCGGUGGCUGACGGUCUCCGUAUUCUUCAUCGCGUACUCUGUGUUCCAAGCGGCGAUGACCUCGUCAACAGCAUCGGAACCAGCCAAUGACGCCAACCCUGAACCGUCGGAGAAAAAAACUACUCCCAUAGACAAGGAAUUAGAUAAAGCCUCUACAAAAGAAGAAAAAAUAUCAAAUGAGGGAACUGAUGAAAAAAAGGAACCAGCAAAAGAAGAAUCCAAAGCAGAUGAUAAAGACGAAGAGAAAGCGGAGAAUACGGAUAAUGGGGACAACGAGGAGUCUGCUGUAGAAGAAGAGGAAGAUGAAGAUGAUAAGAAGAAAAUGAAAGAUGCAGGCUAUAAAGAGACUGAAGAGACUGCCAAGAUUAGAGAGAAGGAGAGACAGGAAAAUUUACGACCAGCGGUCCCAACCCUCCAUCCACUUAGAGAUAACUGCACACCGCCAGCUAUUGAACAGUUUCCAAGACCUUUGAUGGGCCAAACCGCUCGCAGACACGGCGGGCUUAUCAUCCAUAUCUUGGUUGCCGUGUUCACGUUCAUCGGCCUUGCCAUAGUCUGCGAUGAGUACUUCGUGUCCAGCCUUGACAGGAUCUGUGAAGAACUGAAACUGGCGCCUGAUGUGGCCGGUGCUACGUUCAUGGCGGCCGGCAGCUCGGCACCAGAGUUGGCUACUGUUGUCAUCGGCGUGUUUUGUGCUCAAGAUGAUAUCGGCGUGUCCGGCGUAAUAGGUUCGGCGGUGUUCAACAUAAUGUUCGUGAUAUCGGUGUGCGCGCUGUGCGCCGGCACCGUGUCGCACCUCAACUGGUGGCCGCUUUGCAGGGACUGUUUCUUCUACGCCGUCUCCAUACUGGUCAUGCUGUGCACCAUUGCUAACGGAUAUGUGUCUUGGCCGGAAGCUCUAUUCAUGCUGAUAAUGUAUGGCGUGUACUGCAUCGCCUUGCGCUUCAACACAGCACUGGAGCAAUGGGCGAUGAAGCUGCCGUUGCCGUUCAAACUGCCGACAAGGGAGGAGCAGGCCGCAUUAGUUACUUACAAGAGCGCAGGUGCCCAGCCCCCAGCUAGUGCGCCAGGAGUCGAAGGCCAGUACACACAGAUGGAAGGACAGACCAAAGAAACACCAAUACAAAAUGCACCAUACCACCCAGAUGGCGCAUAUGACAACGCGGCGUACAACGCUGACCCUACCCAGGCCUGGGACCCGAAUGCUAUGUGGGACCCAAACAAUGCUUGGUCAGAGUCACAGCCGGCCGCCGCUCCUCCGUCAGCUGGGUGGAACACGGAAGGCUACGGAGCUCCGCAGCAGCCGGAACAGACGCAACAGCAAUCUGUGCAGUCGCCUACACAAGCACCGCAACCCCAACCAGCACCACAGCCCGUUCAGCCGGCAUACUACAAAGCGAAGGAAUACAAUCCUGAGACUGCCGUCGAUCCACUCGUCAAGCCAGUUGGUGCAAACAAUCUGCAACUGGCGUGCUGGUACGUGGCGUUCCCGAUCCACUGGUCGUGCCGUCACACGAUGCCCGACUGCCGCGGCCGCUGGUACCCCAUCACCUUCAUCAUCUCCAUGCUCUGGAUAUCCUUCUACUCGUACUUCAUGGUGUGGAUGAUUACGAUCAUUGGUUAUACCUUGGGAAUCCCGGAUACAGUAAUGGGUCUGACUUUCGUAGCAGCUGGCGUCUCCGUUCCAGAUGCACUCUCAUCGCUCGCAGUCAUCAAAGAAGGAUACGGCGAUAUGGCCGUGUCGAAUGCUGUGGGCUCGAACGUGUUCGACAUCCUGGUGUGCCUGGGGCUGCCCUGGUUCAUCCAAACCGCUAUCAUCCAGCCCGGCAGCCACGUCAAUGUCAUCAGCAAAGGCCUGAUCUACUCGACGCUGUCGCUGUUCUCGACGGUGGUGUUCCUCGUGGUGGCGACGCACGCCAACGGCUGGAAGCUGGACCGCAAGUAUGGGGCCGUGCUCAUGGUGUGGUAUUUGCUGUUCAUCACACUGGCCAGUUUGUAUGAACUUAACGUCUUCGGAGAUUUCAACAAGCCCGACUGCAUCUCCAUCUAUUAA
Achroia grisella is the source of this 2082-nucleotide messenger RNA. Its product is annotated as probable sodium/potassium/calcium exchanger CG1090. Gene Ontology annotation, biological process: intracellular calcium ion homeostasis; calcium ion transmembrane transport. The record is from RefSeq and is a predicted model, not a curated record. Gene Ontology annotation, molecular function: calcium channel activity; calcium, potassium:sodium antiporter activity. Gene Ontology annotation, cellular component: membrane. The transcript has 15 exons. The annotation marks the transcript as partial. Lineage: Eukaryota; Metazoa; Arthropoda; Insecta; Lepidoptera; Pyralidae.